GGGCGUGCGAAAGCACAACUUCCGGAGGGAGGCGGAAGAGCCUCUCGGCUGUACAUUUUCGGGGAAUCCCAGGGAUCGCUGAGGGGGGCGCCAAACGGGGUACAGGAAGGGGCCGCCGCGGAGGGCUGGCCGCCCUCGGGGUGUCGGGGCCGUGGGCCUGAGCGAUGAGGAGGGGCCAUGGCCAGCGACGGGGCCAGGAAGCAGUUCUGGAAGCGCGGCAGCAGCAAGGUCCCGGGCAGCAUCCAGCACGUGUAUGGCGCUCAGCACCCGCCCUUCGACCCCCUGGUCCACGGCACCUUGCUCAAGGCCACGCCCAAGGCGCCAACCACGCCGGUCAAGGCCAAGCGAGUCAGCACCUUCCAGGAGUUUGAGAGCAACACCAGCGACGCCUGGGACGCCGGCGAGGACGAUGACGAGCUCCUGGCCAUGGCGGCCGAGAGCCUCAACACUGCGGUCGUCAUGGAGACGGCCCACCGCGUGCUGCGCAACCACAGCCAGCGGCAGGGGCGCCCCCGGCCACCCGGGGCCCCGGAGCCCUCGGCAGAGCCCUUGGUGGACCCCUCCGCGGCCCCCGGCGGCGACCUCCGGCUGGUGAAGUCCGUCAGCGAGAGCCACGCAUCCUGUCCCGAAGGAAGCGCCAGUGACGCCGCCCCCCUGCAGAGGUCCCAGUCUCUCCCACACGCGGCCACCGUGGCACUGGGCGGGGCACCCGAGCCCAGUGCCCUCAGCACCUCGGCCUUAAGUGAAAGAGAGGCCUCCCGGCUGGACAAGUUCAAGCACCUGCUUGCGGGCCCCAACACAGACCUCGAGGAGCUCAGGAAGCUGAGCUGGUCCGGGAUCCCCAAGCCCGUCCGUGCCAUCACGUGGAAGCUGCUCUCAGGUUACCUUCCUGCCAAUGUAGACCGAAGACCAGCCACUCUCCAAAGAAAACAGAAAGAAUAUUUUGCUUUUAUUGAUCACUAUUACGAUUCCAGGAAUGAUGAGGUUCACCAGGACACCUAUAGACAGAUCCACAUAGACAUCCCUCGAAUGAGUCCCGAAGCGUUGAUACUUCAGCCCAAAGUGACAGAGAUUUUUGAAAGGAUACUGUUCAUAUGGGCCAUACGUCAUCCUGCCAGCGGAUAUGUUCAGGGGAUAAAUGACCUCGUCACUCCCUUCUUUGUAGUCUUCAUCUGCGAGUACAUAGACGACGAGGACGCGGACUCCGCCGACAUCUCCCGGGUGCCCGAGGACGUGCUGCGCAACGUGGAGGCUGACACGUACUGGUGCAUGAGCCGGCUGCUGGACGGCAUCCAGGUGCUGUCACCGUUUAUCGCUGGGUGCGUGUGGGCCUGUGAGGGCUUCCCAGGUGGAGCAGUGGGAAAGAAUCUGCCAAUGCAGGAGACACAGGUUCGAUCCCUGGGUCUGGAAGAUCCCCUCGAGAAGGAAGUGGCAAUCUGCUGCAGUAUUCUUGCCUGGAAAAUCCCACAGACAGAGGAGCCUGGCGGGCUACAGUUCAUGAAGUCGCAAAGAGGUGGACACCGCUUAGCCUUUGACCACGCACCGUGAGGCUAUGGUGCUUAAGAGGCAUCCUCUUAUGGUUAAGAGGGAAAAUGAGCUAGGAAGUCAGCGCCCCUCGGGCCUGGCUGCUCUCACGCCUCGGCGCACGUGCCUGCUCCUGGUCGCACGUCUCUCCUCUCCACGCUUCUCGGAACUUGUAGGGCGCCUCCCUCAAGCACCCUUUUCAUCACAUCAGUCCCUGGUUGAGAACCACUGAGAAAACUCGUUUUUGGUUUUGUUGAGUACAACCCUCAGCCUGGUCUUCGUGCGUCGUUCCCUGUGCUUGAUGAGGUUCAGGUUUAUAUCGUGUGAUGGUGGUCCACCCCGUUGCCAGAGGCUUCAGGGAGGGGGUCAGAGUCUCCUUGCAGGGAAGGCCAGGGCAGCAUCGUGUGGCUGGAGGGGCGAUGGGGAAGAGGUGACCCCGGCGAGUACACAGCGUCUCCAGCCCGUCGGUGCUCCCAGGUGGCGGUUCAGCCUCGUAAGCAGCACACAGGGCAGAGCCUCUCGCCCUCGAGCAGGUGCGUGUUGGACCCACACCCCCGCCCUGAAGCCUGCUGGACGGCCUUCCCCAGCUGAAAUAAGUGGCGAUGAGUUCCGUUUUGCUGGGGGAAAUUCUGCAGAACAGCACACAUCUGUUCAUACUCUUGCCGUCCAGUAGCCUAGAUGGAGAAGCUGUGUUUCCGGCUCCCCCAGGGGCCUGGGUGUGAGAUGCUACUGCAUGGGGCACCUGGCACCUGCAGACCCAGCGCCGGGUGCCGUGCCGCCCUCCCCCGCUGGUUCACGGUGGCGGGGAGCCGGGAGAGGAGGCCCUGGGCCCGGCAUCGGUGCGGACUAGGAAAGGGCAAGCCUCCGCCCCUCGUCCACAAACGCUGGUGCUGGGCGUGGCUCCCUAAAGUGAGCAGGAACCGCGAGCCGGCGGGGACCGCAGAGGGGUCGUCAGAGGCGCUGGUGCCAGGAGGUCGGGCGUCAGUGCCCGGCGAGGUGUAAAGAUCAGGCGAUGAGCCGCCCCCGAAGUCCAGGUGCCGUCCAGAAACAGUGCAGCGGUUCUGCAGCGAGGUCUCCGCCCCGCGUCUCAGGGCCGCCUGCCGUUUCUAAUAGUGAGAGUCAAGGAGCUCCUACUUGUGGGCUGAUUCACCAGUACCUGCCAAUAGAGCUCCACCAGAUAAUGCAGAACCAUUGAGUGAUUUACUUUAGCAACAAGAAAUCCAUUCUGUGCUAUUAUAAGUAAAACGUUUUAAGAUAAAUGAGUAUUUACCAAAACAAAAAUGUUUAAUGAGAAGAGAAGCAUGGUUUGACUUUCACGUGCCUUGAUGGAAGACAGCUGAAUUCUCAUCUGUGUUUCUACGGUCAGCUUGUCGUAAUAUGUAUUUUUGUUGUUGUUGAAGUAUAUGAUGAAAACCCAGACUCUUGUAGGUAUGUAGUUGAAAAAGGGAGAAGUACCGUAAUAGGCCUCUGGAUGACAGGGUGCCUUCCCUUCAGUACUGUACCACGGCCUAAGAGAUGGCAGCUUCCUAAAGGCCACUUGCAGUGUGACUGUGAAGCCGUAUUAGUGAGCAUUUGUGCUCAGUCGCAGUAAAACCCAUUGGCCCGUCUUGUGCUUGGAGCGGAUCUUUUACACGUGUGGUUCUGUAAUGUCAAACAUUGGCCAUUGCAACAUGCGGGAUGCCUGAGGUAUGCUGAUAUUCUGAACAUCACGUUUCAUCGAAUCGUAUCAAAGACUCACCUUUGGGACUCCCCUGGUGGUCCAGGGGUUAAGAUUUCGCCUCCCAAAGCAGAGGGCGCCAGUUCAAUCCCCGGUCCCGUUCAUCCCUGGUCUGGGAGG
Molecule: messenger RNA, 3361 nt
Organism: Bubalus bubalis (water buffalo)
Lineage: Eukaryota; Metazoa; Chordata; Mammalia; Artiodactyla; Bovidae
Gene: TBC1D22A
Product: TBC1 domain family member 22A
Exons: 10
Coding region: 178-1548 (456 amino acids)
Biological process (GO): activation of GTPase activity
Molecular function (GO): GTPase activator activity
Source: RefSeq, a predicted model, not a curated record